Molecule: messenger RNA, 2434 nt
Organism: Patiria miniata (bat star)
Lineage: Eukaryota; Metazoa; Echinodermata; Asteroidea; Valvatida; Asterinidae
Product: homeobox protein Hox-C8-like
Exons: 2
Coding region: 360-1220 (286 amino acids)
Biological process (GO): regulation of transcription by RNA polymerase II
Cellular component (GO): nucleus
Molecular function (GO): DNA-binding transcription factor activity, RNA polymerase II-specific; RNA polymerase II cis-regulatory region sequence-specific DNA binding
Source: RefSeq, a predicted model, not a curated record
AAGUUGCGCCAAACGACGGCCGUUAACCGCCCGUCGACACCUUGACAAUACGAUCGGCUGCCAAAGACUACCACGAGACAAUCCUACGCUGAAACCUCGAGGACCAUUGGCCAACUCAACUGGACCUCAAUCUGACCUGAUUUCGGAAAAAAAUCCCUCAAGCUAAUGCACAAACUUAUUUCCCCCUGACAUAACAUUGCGUCAUUUUUAUUUCGUACGUAAAGUUUUUGGGAAUUAGAGGUUUCCAUUAUCCGAUGUAAGUUAUAUACGUCAAUAGACGUGCCAUCUUCCAGAACAAGUGAACUGAGUCCCCGUCGGGUUAGCAAUUAUUCAGUUGCACCUAAGCUUGCUUCUCCCACAUGUUUUAUGAUCUAUUUUGCAACUCUUCAACGAGGACAACACCAUCAAGCGAUUUAGCAAUGGAAAACGGCCCACAGACUUUCGGUGGUAAGCCGUGCGCCCUGGCCUCGCCAAGCUGUUCGGUAAGUUACACCACAGCCCGGGCGGCUACUGGCACCGGAUUCAUGCAGGUACCGGCACCGGCCGUGGAGCGUGGGCCGUCUACCCCAACCUCCCACCUCCACCAUCCAUCUGCACCGGGGCCCGGGGGCUUUGCCUACGUCAAUACCCGGGCCGAUUGCCGCUUCGUUCAACCGGGAGCUGCGUCCGCUUCGUCUUCUUACGACGAACAGUACAAGAGUUACCGGUCGGCUUCGGCACUCUCCUUCAACAGCAUGGAGCUCUCGACGGGCCACGAGGCCGGCCAUCAUCGGAUGGACUUUGGUGGGCCGAUGCGGUACUCGGGCUCCAUGGGUGGUGCUACUGCGGCAGCCGUUAUGUACGGUGCAGCUAGUAAUCAUCAGGCUACACAGCAGCAUCUCUCGUGUCUCAACUACCCAAGCUGUGCUAAUCCCGCCGGUUAUCCCUUUGGUAUCUCCGGUACUGACGGCCCGCCGCCCGGCUGGAUGUUCACGUUAGCCGCUCUCCCGAGGCGCACCAAGCGCCGCCCUUACUCCAAGAUGACCAUCUUCGAGCUGGAGAAGGAGUUUCAGGCCCACCAGUACCUGACCAGAGACCGGAGAGCGAGGCUAGCCCAGUCCCUCAGCCUGACCGAGAGACAGGUCAAGAUCUGGUUCCAGAACCGCCGGAUGAAACAGAAGAAAGUCAACGAUAAGGAGAAGACCAAAGCGGCAGGGAAAACGGACAGGAAGAGCGAUUAACGUAAUAACGUCACGUGUCACGUGAUGUGUUGUCUGGAAUGAAUUUUCAAAUCAGGACAGGAAAGAGUCAGUCUUUCCCUGUUGUGAAGCGGUUAUGUGGCUCAUUUGUGCCAACCAUUAUUUCCAUUAGAACAUCGUUUCAUGUCCAUCAAAAAGAGCCAGAGUUUUAUUGUGGUUCUGUAAUUAGAUCAUGCAGUAUUUUACCCAAGCCAACUACGAUGACAUCCGCAUGAGACGUGGUAUACAGUGCGCCCCCAAACGCUUGUUGAAUAAAGCCUUGCAGGGGAUCAAUUCUGUUUUUCUUGCAGGAAAAGUGAAAACCGCACCCAUAACCGACCAUGCCUAUAGUCAGCUGGAUGCAAGUUGGACUGUUUUCCAGUCAAAUCGGACAUUUUUAAAUUAAAGAUCGUUUCCGACAUAUAGAGUGUGCAAGUUGAUCACAAAAUCCGGCGAGAUUUAGCAGGAAUAGAGAUAGAAAGUGAACGUGAACUUGCAAGACUUGCACAAUACCAUAGGCUUUAACAAUGGAAAUUUAUCCAGGCAUUGUAAGAAUCUGCUGAUGUAUAAAUAGUAAACAUUAGUAACAAUAAUUACUUGUUUAUAUAAUAUUAAAUUACACGUCCUGACGUUCUCGGCAGCCUGUGUGGAUAUUGGUUUAUAACUUGCCUCACCAUUAAAAUCUUUAGAGGAUGUACUUAAUUGAAAUUGAUAUGAAUGAAAUUAUCGAAAGCAUAUACAUGUAUAUCUUCUUUUUAAUGGAUGCAUCGAUUCUUAAUGAAUGUAAACAAAAGUUUAUAAAUACUGACCUCAGUCAGAAUUGGGUAAUGGAAUCGGGUACAUACAGGGAAUGCGAAUGCAGAGUCGGACGACCAGGAACGUUGCAGCUGAUGGAUGUUUGCAAUUUUAAAUGUGUGCAUCACCAAAGCUCGAAGCAUAUUACAAUUGCAAACGAUCUCAACUUUCGUUUUCGUCUUGGAAACAGUAAUAUAUCCAAAUAUUUUAAGUCGAGCAAAAUUCAUCCAAAAUUGUUUCUUGACUUACCGAUAUAAGUGACUGUGAGUGCUGAACAACAGUUCAGCACAUACAUGUACAGGCAAUCGGCCAUUUAAACAAAGUGCUCACGGGGCUUUAGCAAAAGUCCUUGGCCUGUUUAUAUUUGAAGUUGUUUCUCACUCAAACCCUGAAGUGUUGUCAAGAUCAUUGAAUAAAAUCUU